Molecule: messenger RNA, 1239 nt
Organism: Saccostrea cuccullata (small rock oyster)
Lineage: Eukaryota; Metazoa; Mollusca; Bivalvia; Ostreida; Ostreidae
Product: armadillo-like helical domain containing protein 1
Exons: 10
Source: RefSeq, a predicted model, not a curated record
AAUGGCGAUUAGCAACAUGUAAACAACGAUUUUCGUUUGGAACAGACAAUUUUUUUUAUCCUUUAAUAUCUUUAUUCUUGGAUUAUACAUUUUUAAAAACAUUUGUGGAGAAAGAUGGGGUCGGCAAAGCAACAGUCGGCAAUUUCAAAAAUCAUGGGACUUCUGCAGGAAUGGGAUAAAGGCAGUAAAGUUGUGAGACAGAAAAUUCUUCAGGAUUUUAUUGCACAAAAUCAACACAAAACAGGACCAGAACUUGAACAGGAAUUUGCACAGGCCGCCAGUUUAUUUCUGACACGACUCACAGCUUGGCUUAGAUUGACAUAUAUGAUUGGAACUUGUUUAAAUGAACAGCUCAGAGCAAUUUCAAUAUUUUUAUCUGCAUCAAGUGGACACAAAUACAUGGCAGAAUUUCUUGAAGUUGGAGGAGUCCUGACACUUUUAGAGAUUAUUGGAUUAAAACAAGCGAAGGAGGCAGACAAACUUCAGGCACUGAACUGUUUAAUCUGCAUCGCUAAUGCUGGGAGAAAAUAUAAAGAACUUGUGUGUGAGAGUUAUGGAAUAAGAGCAGUUGCUGAAUGCUUAGCGAAAUCGAAAUCUGAGGAGACACAGGAUGCCUGCAGAAAUAUCUUACUUAUGCUGGCACAAGGAAACCCCAAGUUUGAAGUUCAAGUUUAUAAAGGACUUAUUGCUCUCUUGCCCUGUAGCUCACCUAAAGCACAACAGAUGGCAGCACAAUCCCUUAGAGUCAUUCAGCCAGUGGUGAAGAAUGCAAACCCAAAUAUUGUAGAGCCACUAUUGAACCUCCUUAAAACACUGCAUCUUGAAGUCCAGUUUGAAGCUAUUGAAUUGAUUAAGGAGCUGAUGGAAUAUGAAGUAUCGGACACAAUCCUACAGAAACUGGUUUCUCUUCUGAGGCCAUCAAAGGAGGAAACGGUGAAAAGACCAGAAAUUCUCGAAGAUCCUGAUGUACCUAAAAUAAAUGCACCUUUACCCGUCUUCGUACAACAGGCUGCAGCUGCCAAAACCAUAGGAAUUCUAUCUCGAGAGUCAAAUGAAAUUGCAGAAAAACUUAUUCAGCUAAGAGUAACCCACAACCUUCUGUAUUCCAUGGGGAACAUGGACUAUGCUGACAGCCAAAGACAAUCCAGUAUUUCAUUAGAGUACCUUUGUAGAACAUUUCCUAUCGUUGAUGAACACGUGAAAGAAGCCAUGGGAGAUUCUUUAUAUGAUUUAUUUAUG